Molecule: messenger RNA, 2546 nt
Organism: Eupeodes corollae
Lineage: Eukaryota; Metazoa; Arthropoda; Insecta; Diptera; Syrphidae
Gene: bgm
Product: very long-chain-fatty-acid--CoA ligase bubblegum
Exons: 9
Coding region: 215-2206 (663 amino acids)
Cellular component (GO): endoplasmic reticulum; membrane
Molecular function (GO): long-chain fatty acid-CoA ligase activity
Source: RefSeq, a predicted model, not a curated record
CUUCAGUGCUAUCCGGUCCGGUACAAAAAGUUUGUGUGGGUUGAUCUUAUUCAACAAAACAAAUAUUUUCCUAAAUAUACAUAAUCCAUGUUUUUUUUAAUAAUAAAUAAUAUUAACUGAUACUUCUUAAAUUUUGAGUGAGAAGAUACUCAAGCGAUUUGCAAGGCCUUUUAAAAAUUAAAGUUGUUGCUGCUGCUUAAUUAUUUGGUAAACAAUGUCAUCGGAAUCAGUAGGACCGAAUUGGGUUAAACCCUCGGAGGUUUACAAGACCACAGAUCCUGCGCAGCCGGUAAAAUUGCGUAUUGCCAAGGACGGUUUAGGAGCCGAAGAGCCUAUUUCCAUACCAAGUCUAUUGAAACGCGCUGCCAACAACUACCCAAACCAUCCAGCCAUCCGGUACAAAACACCUCAGAAGAAAGAAUAUGCCACCGUAACUUUCAAACAGUAUGAAGAAAAAGUUCAUAAAGUGGCAAAAUCCUUCGUUAAACUAGGCCUAGAACCACAUAACUCUGUGGGAAUUUUAGCCUUCAAUUGUGCCGAAUGGUUCUAUUCGGCAUUGGGUGCAGUUCAUGCUGGAGGUAUUGUUGCCGGAAUUUAUACGACAAAUUCAGCUGAUGCAGUUAUGCACGUAUUGAGUGAUUCGGGGGCGAACAUUGUUGUGGUAGAUGAUUCAAAGCAAAUGGAAAAGAUUCAUCAGAUUAAGGAUAAGCUGCCGAAAUUAAAGGCAGCCAUACAAAUCCAGGAACCUUAUUUGCCCUUCAUGAAAAAGGAAGAUGGAUAUUAUAGGUGGUCAGAAAUCGAAGACAUGGCCAUUGAUGAUGUUGAAGAAGAGUACAAACUUCGCCUAGAAAAUAUUUGUAUCAAUCAAUGUUGCUCCCUUGUCUACACUUCUGGAACAGUUGGUAUGCCCAAAGGUGUCAUGUUAAAUCAUGAUAAUGUAUCUUACGAUUGUCGAGCAAUCAUCAAGUCCCUUCAUAAUAUUGUCAUGGCCGGUGAAGUAAUAGUUUCCUAUCUGCCACUUAGUCAUGUGGCAGCUCAAACUAUCGACAUCUACAUUAUGUUAACAGUUGCUGGUACGAUUUAUUUUGCCGAUAAAGAUGCUCUUAAAGGUACACUUGUCAAGACUCUGCAAGAUGCUCGUCCAACUAGGUUCAUGGGAGUUCCUCGGGUUUUUGAAAAAUUUCAAGAACGUAUGGUUGCUGUUGGAGCUGCGAAUGGCAGUUUCAAAAACAUGCUUGCCAGUUGGGCUAAGGGUGUAACCUUAAGGCAUUAUAUGGAAGAGAAGGAAGGGGGAAAAAGGUCCGGGGGUCUUCGAUAUAAAAUCGCUAAGUCACUGAUUAUGUCAAAAGUUAAGGUUGCAUUAGGAUUCGAUCGAUGCUUAUCUUUGGUCAGUGCAGCCGCCCCGAUGUCACCGGAAACCAAAACAUAUUUCCUCAGUUUGGACUUGAAGAUUCUCGAUGCCUUCGGAAUGUCAGAGUGCUCGGGUUGUCACUCCAUUUGUCUGCCCGAUAGUUCUCAACUGGAUUCGAUUGGUAAGACUUUGGGUGGCUGUGAGACUAAAAUCAUCAAUAAGGACGAGAAAGGUCAUGGAGAGAUUUGCAUUCGAGGACGACAUGUCUUCAUGGGAUACAUCAAUAACACUGAAAAAACAGAAGAAAGUCUUGACGAUGAAGGUUGGCUGCAUUCGGGAGAUGUAGGUUACGUGGACGACAAGGGCUACGUAUACAUUACUGGUCGAUCAAAGGAAAUCAUAAUCACUGCUGGUGGUGAAAACAUCCCUCCCGUUCACAUCGAAAACAUUGUUAAGAAAGAAGUUCCUGCACUUAGCAAUGCCUUCCUUGUUGGUGAACAAAGAAAAUAUCUCACAAUUUUGGUGAGCUUGAAGACUGAAAUGGAUAAAAAUACAGGAGGACCAUUAGACGAACUGAGCCACGAAACUUUGCAAUGGAUGGCUACCCUUGGAGUUAAACACAAAAACCUUUCGGAUAUUCUUAAUGCUGGUCCAUGUCCCAUAGUGUUUAAAGCUAUUGAAGAUGGUAUUAAAAGGGCCAACAAAUUGGCAAUUUCGAAUGCACAAAAAGUACAAAAAUUUGCUAUCUUACCACAUGAUUUCUCCAUUCCAACAGGAGAAUUAGGCCCAACACUUAAGGUUAAACGAAAUGUAGUCAAUAAAUUGUAUGAGAAUCUUAUUGAAUCCUUGUACUGAAUAGACACCAAAUUAAAAGGAAUGCAGGCUGAUUCUUUGCCCUUUAUUGUUGAAAUUCAAUUUCCUAUUUUUUUGUUAUAUUAAUUUACAUAUUAUUUUAUUUUGCUUUAUUCGUUAAGAGUUAAGAAAUAAAUACAAUUUAGACAAAGAAUUAAUCUUACUAAAAAAGCGCAAACUUAAGUCUAAGAUAUAUUAGUUUGCCCUAGAAUUUGUACUUAGAAUACUUAUUUUUGUAUAAAAUACUUACCAAAAACAAACCAAUGAUACUUAACAGUACUGUAUUGCUUCUACUUGUAUUUAUUUACAAAAUGAUAAAAUAAAAUUUAUCGACAUAGUUUAA